AUGCGUGAGAUUCCAUCUUGGUGGACAUCAUUUAAGCAAAAUUGGAAUAAAGCAGCAAAACAAGAUCCAACGGCAAAAAAUAUAUCAGACCCAACUUUUGCUCUUCUUUUUAUAAAUACUAAGCAUAGACAUGAUUAUCCUUUGAUAUAUUUUGAUAAUAAGCCUUCAUCAAGAAUUAAUAGCAUAAAUAGUUCUUGGGACAUGAACAUAAAUAAUAGUAUAGAGUUUUUACCAGAAUUUAAUAAUUCUAAUGAAAUUUUUUCAAAUAAUGCUGAGCGUAACUCAUCUGAACUUGAAAAUCUUGAGAAAACAAAUGAAGCUGCAGAUGAGUAUAUUAAGUCAAUGGAGACUGCAAUUCAACUAUUAAAACAAAACAAAAACAACCAACAAUUUAUUGAGGCAUUUGGGAAAGUAGGUGGUUCUCUAAUAAAAGAGAUUGAUACAUGCCAAGAGGUUCUUAAUCAACGCACCCAGCAAUAUUUGGUUGCAUUAUAUAGCCGUAUCAAAAACAUAUCAAUAAAGCCUCGAAG
This is a messenger RNA of Racocetra persica, 530 nucleotides long. The record is from the annotation of a GenBank genome assembly. NCBI's taxonomy places the organism in Eukaryota, Fungi, Glomeromycota, Glomeromycetes, Diversisporales, Gigasporaceae.